AUGUCCUGGCAAUAUAAGCUCGCAUCCAACGUGCGGGCGCCUCCGCUACGGGCACUGACCCGGCCUAAUGGCCUCCUAUAUCGCCCGGCCGCCCGCGGCCCUGCGGGGAGUCUCUCCGCUUGGUCAGAGCCCAUCAUGACUCAAACCACCGUCUCGUACACCGCUAAGCGCACUCUGUCGGCCGUUCAGACCCGCAAGUGCCUCAACCUCGACAACAUCAACCAGAACGUUCGGGAGGCUAAGUAUGCUGUGCGCGGUGAACUGGCCGUCAAGGCCGAGGACUACCGUCAGCGCUUGAUUGAUGGCGACAAGUCCCUGCCCUUCGAUAGUGUCAUUUUCGCCAACAUCGGUAACCCUCAACAACUCGACCAAAAGCCCAUCACCUUCUUCCGCCAGGUCCUCAGUCUCGUUGAGAACCCGUUGUUGUUGCAGAACCCCGAGGUCCUCAAGACUUCGUUCGGAUACAAGCAGGAUGUGAUCGACCGCGCCCAAGCCCUUUUGGCUAAUGUUCAGAGUGUCGGUGCCUACAGUCACAGUCAGGGUGCCCCCGGCAUCCGGAACAGCGUUGCCAAGUUCAUCGAGGACCGUGACGGGUUCCCCGCCAACCCCCAAGACCUCUUCUUGACCGCCGGUGCUUCGUCUGGUGUUAGCACCCUCCUCAACGUCAUCUGCAACAGCCCCAGUGCCGGUGUUCUGGUUCCCAUCCCUCAGUACCCUCUCUACACUGCAACUCUCUCAUUGCUGAACGCCCGCUGUGUCCCUUACCUCCUCGAGGAGGAGAAGGCCUGGGGUACCGAUGUAAAUGCGAUCCUCAAGUCUAUUGAGGACGCCAAGAGUGCCGGCACCGACGUGCGCGCCGUGGUCGUGAUCAACCCCGGCAACCCAACUGGAGCCUCUCUGAGCGCGGAUGACAUCAAGAAGGUUCUUGAUGUCGCCGCUGAGGAGAGCCUCGUUGUGAUUGCCGACGAGGUUUAUCAGACUAACGUCUUCAAGGGCGAAUUUGUGUCCUUCAAGAAGCGCCUGCGCCAGCUUCAGAAGGAGCAGCCCGGCAAGUACGAUGAUGUUGAGCUGGUCUCGCUGCACAGUAUCUCUAAGGGUAUGGUCGGCGAGUGUGGCCACCGCGGUGGUUACUUCGAGCUUGUUGGCUUCGAGCCUCUCGUCCAGGAACAGAUCUACAAACUCGUCAGCAUUGGUCUGUGCCCGCCGGUCGUCGCACAGUGCCUGCUCGAGUGCAUGGUCAACCCUCCCCGCGAAGGCGAGCCCAGCUUCGACCUCUACAACAAGGAGUACACUGGUAUUUCCGAAGGUUUACGCAAGCGUGCUCUCUCCUUGUUCAACGCCUUCCAGCGCAUGGAGGGCGUUGAGUGCCAGGAGCCUCAGGGUGCCAUGUACCUUUUCCCCACCAUCAACCUCUCCCCUAAGGCUGUUGAAGCCGCCAAGGCCGAGGGCCGAGCCGCGGAUGAGUUCUACUCCCUAGCUCUGCUCGACGCUACCGGUGUCUGCGUCGUCCCUGGCUCAGGCUUCGGCCAGAAAGAGAACACCCUCCACUUCCGCACUACCUUCCUUGCUCCCGGCACCGACUGGGUGGAACGCAUCGUCAAGUUCCACUCCGAGUUCAUGGACAAGUACCGCUAA
Molecule: messenger RNA, 1635 nt
Organism: Penicillium soppii
Lineage: Eukaryota; Fungi; Ascomycota; Eurotiomycetes; Eurotiales; Aspergillaceae
Product: putative alanine aminotransferase
Exons: 3
Coding region: 1-1635 (544 amino acids)
Biological process (GO): biosynthetic process
Molecular function (GO): pyridoxal phosphate binding; L-alanine:2-oxoglutarate transaminase activity
Source: RefSeq, a predicted model, not a curated record